Messenger RNA from Lactuca sativa (garden lettuce), 1636 nucleotides. Its product is annotated as fasciclin-like arabinogalactan protein 2. Lineage: Eukaryota; Viridiplantae; Streptophyta; Magnoliopsida; Asterales; Asteraceae. Gene Ontology annotation, cellular component: plasma membrane. The record is from RefSeq and is a predicted model, not a curated record.
UUUACACACAAACACCACUCACUAAAUCUGCUUAUCCUUCACCUCCACCUGUUCUCCGGCAAUGCAGACGCCAUCGGCGAUUUCUCUCUCCUUCCUUCUCCUCCUGUCUAUCUCCGCCGCCGUACACGGCCACAACAUCACCCGCAUCCUCGCCAAACACCCCGAAUUUUCCACUUUCAACCACUACCUCACCAUCACUCACCUCGCCAAUGAGAUCAACCGCCGGCAGACAAUCACCGUCUGCGCCGUCGACAAUGCCGCCAUGUCUUCAUUACUUUCAAAAGGACUAUCAAUUCAGACCAUAAAGAAUGUCCUCUCCCUCCAUGUCUUCGCCGACUACUUCGGCUCCAAAAAGCUCCACCAAGUCACCAAAGGCUCCACCUCCACCGCCACCAUGUAUCAAGCCACCGGUGAAGCUCCAGGAACCGCCGGUUACGUUCAUAUCACCGACAUCAAAGGUGGUAAAGUCCGGUUCACUCCUGAAGACAACCCAAGUCAAACCGAUACCACUUAUGUCAAAUCCAUCUUGGAAAUGCCUUACAACAUCUCCGUGAUCCAAAUCAGCGCGAUUCUACAGUCGCCGGAAGCUGAAGCUCCGACUGCCGCACCGGAUCUGAACUUAACCUCUUUGUUACAACGAGAAGGUUGUCAAGCGUUUUACGAUCUGUUAACAACCUCAGGAGCAAUCGGAACGUUUUUAAGCUCCGCCGACGGUGGAGUCACCGUGUUUUGUCCUGGAGACGACGCUAUUGCGGCGUUUGCCCCAAAAUACAAGAACUUGACGGCGUCGGAGAAGACGUCCUUGUUGCUUUACCACGGUGUUCCGGUUUACAACUCCAUGGGGAUGCUCAGAUCUAGCAAUGGACUGAUGAACACUCUAGCGACGGAAGGAGCUAAGAAGAAGUACGAUUUCACUGUACAAAACGACGGCAACGAUGUGACAUUGAAGACGAAAGUGGUGAAGGCGACAAUAAGCGGAACGGUGGUCGACGAAGAGCCGAUUGCCAUUUACACCAUCGAUAAGGUUUUAUUGCCGAGAGAGUUGUUUAAGGGUACGGUGGAGGAGGCGGAGGAGCCGGCGCCUGCGCCAAAGGCGGCGAAAAAGAAAAAGAAGCCGGCGAAGAAGGGUGACACCGAGGAGGAAGCAGAUGCGCCGGGACCGGAUUCUUCUGAUGAUUACAGCGAUGAUGAUGCGGCGGAUCAAACGGCAAGUGGCGGUGGAAGAUUGGUGGCGUCGGCGGUUAUGGCGUUCUGUUUUUCGUGGUUGGCUUUCGUUUGAAUUUUAUUUUUAUUUUUUUCUUUUUUAUUUUUGUCGGUGUGAUAAGGUGCUAGCGGGUAUCCUGGGUCUUCCCACUCACGAUAUCUCCUCAUGCAUGAAUAGAAUUCCUCUCUCCUUUUUUUUUUUUUUUUUUUGAUUUAUCAUCAAAACAUAUUUAUUUGGUUUUAUUUAUCAGGAAAAGAAAAAUAAUGAGUUUUUUUUUUUUGUGAUUGAUUUUAUUGUAAUUAUUUAUGUUGUGUCAUAAAAUAGAAAAUAUUUGUAUUGUACUAUAGUUACCGACUUCUCUCUCGCUGUAUUAAUUAAUAAAUGUUUAAUGUAUUUUAAUUAAAGAUGAGUAAAGAGUUCAUUAAAAUUCUA